This is a messenger RNA of Gossypium raimondii (Peruvian cotton), 1133 nucleotides long. Its product is annotated as protein TRANSPARENT TESTA 16. The record is from RefSeq and is a predicted model, not a curated record. Gene Ontology annotation, molecular function: DNA-binding transcription factor activity, RNA polymerase II-specific; RNA polymerase II cis-regulatory region sequence-specific DNA binding; protein dimerization activity. NCBI's taxonomy places the organism in Eukaryota, Viridiplantae, Streptophyta, Magnoliopsida, Malvales, Malvaceae. Gene Ontology annotation, biological process: positive regulation of transcription by RNA polymerase II. Gene Ontology annotation, cellular component: nucleus. The transcript has 6 exons. Bases 268 to 972 code for a protein of 234 amino acids.
UUAUUUUAGGGUUGCAGAUAGUUUUUAAUUUCCAUUUUAUCAUCACAUUUCUUUCUGUGUCCACUUUGUCCCUUAUUUUACUUCUUUAUUAGCCUCACCUCCUUUCCUUUCUUCUUCAUUUUCCCUUCUUUUUUUUUUUGUGUGUGUGGGUUUUUUGGAAGUGAAUUAAAAGAGAACAUAGUUCCCUGAUUUUGUCUUUUCCUUAACUAGAGAAGAUUCAUAGACACACAAAGAAAAUUUUUUUCAAAGGUGGUGUUUUUGCUUAAUAUGGGACGUGGAAAGAUAGCCAUCAAGAGGAUCGAGAACCAAACGACACGGCAAGUCACCUUUUCGAAGCGCCGAGCUGGGCUUUUGAAGAAGACUCACGAACUCUCCGUUCUCUGCGAUGCUCAAAUUGGCCUCAUCAUCUUCUCAAGCACCGGCAAGAUGUGCCAGUAUUGCACUCAACCUUAUAGAAUGGAGCAAAUCAUUGAAAGGUACCAGAAGGUCACUGGGACUCGCAUUCCUGAGCAUGACAAUCGGGAACAUUUGUACAAUGAAUUGGCAGUGUUGAGGAAAGAAACCCGUCUUCUUCAACUAAGCAUGAGACGCUACACCGGUGAGGACAUGAGCUCUAUACCCUACGAGGAGCUCGAUCAACUCGAACAAGAACUCGAACGCUCCGUCAACAAGGUCCGAGAGCGAAAGAAUGAGCUCUUGCAGCAACAGCUUGAUAAUCUACGUAGAAAGGAACGAAUGCUUGAGGAAGAAAACAACAACAUGUAUCGUUGGAUUCAAGAACACCGAGCGGCAAUCGAGUAUCAACAACAGGGAGGGCUAGAAGCUAAGCCAGUGGAGCAUCAUCAACAAGUUCUUGAUGAAUUCCCCUUCUACGGAGAGCCAAGCAGUGUGCUUCAGCUUGCAACCAUUCCUCAACAGUUCUCCUAUCAGCUUCAGCUUGCUCAGCCCAACCUUCAAGAUUCAAAUGUUUAGUUAUAUAUAUAAACCCUAAAGAUUAAAUAUGCUUGGUUUAAGGGUUUAGGGAAUUCAUAAGAGACAUAUUUAUUUUAGGAAGUGUGCUAUGAUUUCAUGUUUCUUAAGUUCAAACAUUCAACUGGAGAUUAAUAUCUGAAUUUCCUUUUCCCUUUUUAUAA